GCUCCCCAGCACAACCGCCUCCGUCUCCGCAGGAAUCCAUGGGUGGCUGUGGGAGUAAACCCAAGGACAUCUACUGCGAGACACCUGAGGUGCCACGGGCCGACGUGAAGGCCCCCGCCCCCGCCGCCGCCGAGGCCGCUGAGGUUGUGGCCGCCGAAUCCGGCGAGAAUGCCAUGACGGGAAUCGAGGAGGAACCAGAGACGAGUGAGGCGAAGCACGAAGCGGAUGGGCCUAGCGGAGGAGACGGCGACGCGGACGCCGACGAGACCAACGUGGUGGAGGUGGAGGUGGAGGGGAGCACGGAGGAAGAGACCACGGCGGCGGAACAGAAGCCAUCACACGGUUGAAAUGGCACCUUCUCGCUUCUGCACGAGAAUAUGUGACUCCUCCGAAACGUGUUAUUGUUUGCAUGGAGAAGAAAUAAAAGAAAG
Molecule: messenger RNA, 431 nt
Organism: Musa acuminata AAA Group (dessert banana)
Lineage: Eukaryota; Viridiplantae; Streptophyta; Magnoliopsida; Zingiberales; Musaceae
Exons: 2
Coding region: 39-347 (102 amino acids)
Source: RefSeq, a predicted model, not a curated record